GCCUACCUUUACUCCGUCCUCACCUGCAGCAGAUAUAAUUGGUAUCCGGUACACCGUCUCCAGGUCCUCCCCUCCUUACUGUGUGUGUGCGUGUGUGUGCCGCCCGUACCUGGCCCCUUCCCCUUCCCGGCCUGUGAUCUCCAUGUGUGCCAACCAAAAGCGAUGCACACCACCAGAUGAUGGCCCUGAUGUCAGGCACCACACCCGCCCUGUCUUACAUCUUCGUUCUGACUUCCACUCCUCCUGCUCAGUCCUCCUUAUUCCCAACUUGCACUGUCUUGAUCUUACCCCAUCUGAAUGGACCGUGACCAGACCAGGUUUGCCCACUUCCGCCUGUCUCGCCUCUCCUCUCGUUGCUUCCCUCAACCUUACAAAGUCCAAGUCCAUCCCGCAUCCAAACCCUCCGCCGUUCCUGUCCCGACUUGACUUCCUUGUUCUUCCUCCCCUUCCAAGUUCCCGCCUCCACCUCUCCCACCAUCACCGAUCCCCUUUUCCCUGCCGCUUGCAGACAAGACAACCACAGACGAAACAAAUACUCGCCCACCUCCGUUCAGCUCUGCUUCCUUUCUCUCCGGCGCAUCAAAGAUACCCCUCUCUAUCUGUGCCUCGCUCCAUCCAUCUUUCGCGACCAAACCACCACCGGUCUUCUUCGACAUCAUCCAUCUUGCUUCUAGAGCAUUACAUAGCCAACCCAACUUACCGCCUUCUUAUCCACCACACAGCAUUACCCGCCUGCUUGGAUUACCACAUCGGUGUGACAAGCACCCUGUCAACACCGUCAACCACUAACCGCUGAUCAUCCUCCCUUUUUGGUCGACCACGAACCCAACCGUCUCCAGUCCCUGAUUGCGAGUCCUCUUUUCUCCCAUUCGCACCCUCACAACUUCGUUUUCUUUGCCUCUCCAAAGGUCCGCACUACACACGAAAUGGCACACAACAUGACCGACGCUGAGCUCGACCUCAACUGGCAGCCCAAUGGGCGCCGCCCGCAAUCGUGCGUACCAAUUGCCCGCCCCAGCUCACAAAAGCCCUUGGGAUUUACGUUGCUGA
Molecule: messenger RNA, 1050 nt
Organism: Colletotrichum godetiae
Lineage: Eukaryota; Fungi; Ascomycota; Sordariomycetes; Glomerellales; Glomerellaceae
Exons: 1
Coding region: 143-796 (217 amino acids)
Source: RefSeq, a predicted model, not a curated record